Cheilinus undulatus (humphead wrasse) is the source of this 1621-nucleotide messenger RNA. RefSeq names its product shisa family member 8b (gene shisa8b). Gene Ontology annotation, biological process: regulation of short-term neuronal synaptic plasticity; regulation of AMPA receptor activity. Gene Ontology annotation, cellular component: AMPA glutamate receptor complex; dendritic spine membrane; postsynaptic density. The transcript has 5 exons. Lineage: Eukaryota; Metazoa; Chordata; Actinopteri; Labriformes; Labridae. The record is from RefSeq and is a predicted model, not a curated record. Bases 179 to 1621 code for a protein of 480 amino acids.
ACAUGAGGAUGAGCGAGAGAUCUGAGGGGGAAAAUGCUGCUGAGUAAAGUUUGUGGAUAUUUCUAGAGGGAAUUUUGAAGCCCUUUGAACUUUGGGGAAGAAUCUCAGAGGAGGGUCGACCGCGCUGACUGCAAAGAGAAAAAGGUGGGACGUUGGACAGAAGGGCUCUCCUAGCAGCAUGGCAUCCACCAUAUUUUCCUCUUUCCACCUUUUCCUCUUCCUCUCCUUCCUCACACUUCCACUUGUCCUCACCCAGGACUCAUCAGCCACCACGGUGGCGGUAGCAGAAGGCGACCCGUUCAUCGCCCCUACGACACCUGUGAACCAGACAUCUCCUAACAACAUUGAGCCCACUCAGAACACUCCUCCAGAGACAGGGCUGUCCACUCCCACCAGUGGAGGAGACGCAGACGAUGAGGAUGUGCCUCCGGUCGGGGGGACACGUUGUCAGGGCUACUACGAUGUCAUGGGCCAGUGGGAUCCACCGUUCAACUGCAACGCCGGCGUCUUUCUGUACUGCUGCGGUACCUGCUUCUACCGCUUCUGCUGCCAGUUCCGUCAGCAGCGGCUGGACCAGAGGAUCUGCUCCAACUAUGACACGCCCAUCUGGGCCAACACUGGCAAGCCUGUGGCAACCAUCACUGAGGGUCAGGACGACGGGGACCGGGAUCGCACACACCUCAUCGUCUACAUUAUCUGCGGCGUGGUGGCUAUCAUGGUGCUGGUGGGCAUUUUCACCAAACUGGGCCUGGAGAAGAGCCGGGGAGGGAGCGGAGGAGGAGGCGCAGCAGGGGCGACGCACGCUGACCUUAACUCCAGGACUCUGACAGACCUGCUGAAGCAGCAGGGAGCUGAAGUGAGCACGGUGGAAAAUGCCGCGAACAGUUCGCCCAACGGAGGAAGAGCCAACGGCGUCUCAACCAGGAUGCCACGCAGCAGGAGUGAACAGCACCAUCUGAAUAACUCGGCUUACGGGCAGUUUGGACAAGGGCUUCCACAUCCUCACAGCAACCACAGCACCGUGGGACUCAACAAGUAUACCUCCCUGAAAGCUGUGGCUCACAGCGCAUCUAAGAGCUACUACAAGAGCUUCCCACUCAUGGACUUCUCCCAUUACCAGCCAGUGGCGCCUCCUGCUUUCCAGCCUGUGCCCGUACAGCCCAAAGAGAAGUCCUACAUGCACCAGCAUGUGUCAGCGCACCACGACCUCCAAGCCCCACUCUCCAUCUCUAUCCCACCCAGCCAUCUGGAGCACCCGCACAUUCCCAAAACCACCACGCACCCAAUGCUCUCGACCUCGGCCUUCAGAGCCUGGGAGCCGUCCGCCCGACAUGUCCACAGGCAGACCUCUGCCCCUGCACACACUACCUCCUCCUCCUCCAUGCACAGCUCCAGCCGCAGACAGUUCUACUCGACCCGCAGGCAGCAGAGCAUAGAGAACAUGCCGGACCUCUUUAGCCAGCCCUACGGGGGGAUGUAUCGAGGAGCCAGGGAGGGGGCAAGGCAUGGGCAGCAUGGUCAGGGACAGCAUCUUUCUCAACAUCCAUCUCAACCAUCCUACUACCACCACACAAGACAAAAGAGCUACUCCACCCACAGUACGACUGAAGUGACUGUCUAA